AUGAGCGCAGCUGGCCCCGUGGCUCCCGGGGUCCCGGGCUGCAGGGCCGAGGCGAGGCUGGUGGAGCCUGAGCCGGCACACGCGCGCUGCCGGUCUUUCCCCGCUGCCCACGUGUCAGCCAGAAACGGUCUCCGCGUGGGUUUGCAUUCUCCUCGAACGUGGGCCCGGGCGGUGUGUCGUCUGCAGCAGUAUCGUCCCAGCCUGCGGCCCCUGCCGAGAGGCAACUCCCUCCGGUUCAAAAGCAGCAGAGCCCACGCUGGGCCUCCGGAACUCCUCGUCGUCCCCACGGAGUGUGUCACGAAAUGGAAGCAGCUGUCGAGGUUACAGCGGAACGUGGUCCUCUUCCUGCUGGCGUUCCUGAUGCUCUGCGGUCUCCUGUCCUACAUCAGUGUGGCCGACGAGUGGAAAGCCGUGGGCAGCAGGUCGGCAGAAGGGCCGAAGGUGAGACCCGCAAAUCCACCCGUCUUGCCAGCUCCUCGGAGAGCAGCUGAGAACCCGGAGACCUUCGCGGGGGCGUCACCUCAGAAGCCUCCAAGGCAUUUCCGACGGGGACCACCCAACCUGCAGAUUAGAGCCCCCGGCGGAGACGCCAAGGACCAGAGGCAGGAGGAGGCCCAGAGGAGGGCAGAGGCAGCCGGCGCGGCUCGCCGGGAAGACAACGCGCAGGGAAACCGCGCCAGCUGGACGGGCGCAGGGACCGCGCCGGAGCAGCGCACCCAGCUCCCUCCGAGAAAGGCGGAGGCCCCGCCCAGGCCUUCCCCGCAGGCCCUCAGGCCACGGAGCAGUCCAGCCUCGCAGAACGAGCGCCAGAAGGCUGUGGUCGCCGCCUUCCGCCACGCGUGGGCCGGAUACCGCAAGUUCGCCUGGGGCCACGACGAGCUGAAGCCCGUGUCCAAGUCCUUCAGCGAGUGGUUCGGCCUCGGCCUCACGCUGAUCGACGCCCUGGACACCAUGUGGAUUUUGGGUCUGAAGAAAGAAUUUGAAGAAGCCAGGAGGUGGGUGUCCCAGAGGUUAUUAUUUCAGAAAAACGUGGACGUCAACCUGUUUGAGAGCACCAUCCGGAUCCUGGGGGGUCUUCUGAGCGCCUUCCACUUGUCCGGGGAUGUCCUCUUUCUGAAAAAGGCUGAGGAUUUUGGAAAUCGGUUAAUGCCUGCGUUCCAAACACCCUCUAAGAUUCCGUAUUCCGAUGUAAACAUCGGCACUGGAGUUGCCCACCCACCGCGUUGGACCUCUGACAGCACGGUGGCCGAGGUGACAAGCAUUCAGCUGGAGUUCCGAGAGCUCUCUCGUCUCACGGGAGUUAAGAAAUUUCAGAAAUUAAAAUGUCAAUCCUCAAAUUCAUAUGGAAUUGCAAGGGGGGCCCUGAAUAGCCAAAAUAAUCUUGGAAAAGAACAACGUUAGAUGACGCACAUUUCCCAAUUUCAAAACUUCCUACGAACUCACAGUGUUCAAAACAGUGUGGUGUUGUCAUAAGGAUAGACAUAUAGACCAAUGGAACACAAGUAAGGCUCUAGAAAUAAACUCAUAUAUCCGGAGCCAAUUGGUUUUUGCAAGAGUAGUAAGUCUAUUUAAUGGGGGAAAUAAUUUGUCUUCAGCAAAUGAUUCUGAGAAAAUUAGAUUUCCACAUGAAGUUGGAUCCCUACCUCACACCAUAUACAAAAAAUUAACUCAAAAUGAAUCAAUGACCUAAAUAUAAGAGCUAAAAGCACAAAAAAACAUACAGGUUAAUCUUCAUAGCCUUGGGUUUGACAAUGGAUUCUUAGAUAAAACUCCAAAAGCGCAAACAACAAAAGACACAUGUUGGACGUCAUCAGAGUAAAAAUUUUUGUGCACCAAAGGACACUAUCAAGAGUACAAAGGCAACCCACAGAAUGGGAGAAAAUAUUUUCAAACUACAAAUCUGAUAAGGUUUUAAUAACCAGAAUAUACUUUUUAAAACUUCUAAAACUCAACAACAAAGACAAAAACUCUUGAAACUCAACAAACAACAAAACCUCAAAAACAAAAACCCAAUUAACAAAAAACUAAAACUCAACAAAAUGAGGAAUGAAAACAUCUUUUAUAAUGUCAAAAGGGUACAUUAUAUGUUAUGUAUAAUUUAACCCCCCACACACAUACACACACGAACGUGGGCAUAACUGCAGGUGCCGCGUGGGUCAGAGCUGAGAGCGCUGGGACCUGCUUGGGGACACCCCUUGCCCAUUCAAGACAUAUCUCCAAAGAAGAUUUAUAAAUGUUCAGUAAGUACAUGAAAAGAUACUCAAUGUCACUAAUCAGGAAAAUGCAAAUCAAAAUCUCAAUGAGAGACCACUCACACUCAUGGGAUGCUACUAUUAAACAGAAAACAAGUGUUGGCAAGGAUGUGGAGAAAUUGGAACCUUUGUGCACUGCUGGUUGAAAUGUAAAAUGAUGCAAAUGCUGUGGAAAACAGUAUGGAGGUUCCUCAAAAGAUGAAACAUAGAAUUACCAUAUGAUCCUGCAAUCUCACUUCUGGGUAUACCCCCCAAAAAAUUGAAAGCAAGGUCUUGAAGAGAUAUUUGUAUACCCAGGUUCACAGCAGCAUUUUAAACAAUAGCCAAGAGUUGGAAACAACCCAGGUGUCCACUGAGGGAUGAAUGGAUAUGCAUAAUGUGGUCCAUCCAUACAAUGAAAUAUUGUUUACCUUUAAAAAGGAAGGAAAUCCUGACACGUUGUGACAUAGAUAAGCCUUGAGGACGUUAUGCUCAGUGAAAUAAGCCAGACAGAAAAAGACAAAUUCUGUAUGAUUCCACUUACAUGAGGUAUCUAGAAUAGGCAAAUUCAUAGAGACCGGACAAUAGAGGUCACCCCAGGCUGGGGGAUAGGGAAUUGGGAGUUGUUGUUUAAUGAGUGAAUGGUUUCUGUUUGGAAAAAUGAACUCGUUUUAGAAAUAAUGAUGCGUUAAAACCAAUGCAUUUAGGGACUUUCCCUAGUGGUCCAGUGGUUAAGACUCUGCGCUCCCAAUGCAGGGAGCCCAGGUUCUAUCCCUAGUCAAGAGAACUAGAUCCCGCAUGCCGCAACUAAAGAUCCCAUAGGCUGCAAAUAAGACCCAGCGCAGCCAAAUAAA
Messenger RNA from Physeter macrocephalus (sperm whale), 3085 nucleotides. Its product is annotated as endoplasmic reticulum mannosyl-oligosaccharide 1,2-alpha-mannosidase-like. The transcript has 9 exons. Gene Ontology annotation, cellular component: membrane; endoplasmic reticulum. Gene Ontology annotation, molecular function: mannosyl-oligosaccharide 1,2-alpha-mannosidase activity; calcium ion binding. The record is from RefSeq and is a predicted model, not a curated record. Gene Ontology annotation, biological process: carbohydrate metabolic process; mannose trimming involved in glycoprotein ERAD pathway. The coding region runs from base 1 to 1401 and encodes 466 amino acids. Lineage: Eukaryota; Metazoa; Chordata; Mammalia; Artiodactyla; Physeteridae.